Molecule: messenger RNA, 606 nt
Organism: Lycium barbarum (goji berry)
Lineage: Eukaryota; Viridiplantae; Streptophyta; Magnoliopsida; Solanales; Solanaceae
Exons: 1
Coding region: 1-606 (201 amino acids)
Source: RefSeq, a predicted model, not a curated record
AUGGAUGGAGAAGCAAGUUUUUCUUCAAUGGCACCACCAACUAUCGAUGGAGAAAAUUAUCAAAUCUGGGCUGUCAGAAUGCAGACAUAUCUGGAAGCUUUGGAUCUCUGGGAGGCUGUAGAAGAUGAAUACGAGAUUACUCCCUUGCCAAACAAUCCCACAAUGGCGCAGAUUAAAAAUCACAAGGAGAGGAAAACCAGGAAAUCAAAGGCAAAGGCAUGUUUGUUUACUGCAGUUUCAUCCACCAUCUUCACUCGUAUCAUGUCUCUAAAAUCAGCAAAAGAGGUAUGGAAUUAUCUCAAGACUGAGUAUGAAGGAGAUGAAAGGAUUCGAGGGAUGCAAGUGCUGAAUUUAGUACGUGAGUUUGAACUGCAAAGAAUGAAGGAAAGUGAAACCAUAAAGGAGUAUUCUGACCAACUUCUUAACAUAGCAAAUCGCGUCAAAUUGUUGGGUUCCACUUUUACUAAUUCAAUGAUCGUUGAAAAAAUCCUUGUAACAGUACCUGAAAGAUUUGAGGCUACCAUUACAACCUUAGAAAAUACUAAGGACUUGUCCAAAAUUACACUAGCAGAGCUUUUGAGUGUUUUUCAAGCACAAGAGCAAUGA